Messenger RNA from Amblyraja radiata (thorny skate), 4664 nucleotides. RefSeq names its product PPARG related coactivator 1 (gene pprc1). Gene Ontology annotation, cellular component: nucleus. Gene Ontology annotation, molecular function: transcription factor binding; RNA binding. The record is from RefSeq and is a predicted model, not a curated record. The transcript has 14 exons. Lineage: Eukaryota; Metazoa; Chordata; Chondrichthyes; Rajiformes; Rajidae. The coding region runs from base 23 to 4444 and encodes 1473 amino acids. Gene Ontology annotation, biological process: positive regulation of transcription by RNA polymerase II.
GCAGAGGCCGGGGUGGCGGCAGAUGGCGGCGUGGUGGGCGGCCGCGACCCGGAGCCGCAGCCUCACGGCCGCUGCAGUAGCAGCCCUGUCGGAGCAAGCCAGUGGGGAUGGUUACCAUGGCCACAUACUUCCUGACCUCAGCAUCAGCGGGCUGGACACUGGAGGGAUUCUGGGAGCUCUUCAUGGUUAUGCCGAUCAGACAAUCAUCUCCAUCAUUGAAGACUCGUCACCAGCAGAGAGUAAGUCUUCGCUGGACGAGGAGAGUGAAGCGACGUUACUGACGGCCCUGACCGAGAUACUGGACACGGUCGAUGAUGAGAAUCCCUCACCCUUUGACACGCUCCCUGACACCCAGUUAUUCUCCUCGCAGAAGGAUACGACCGACAGUCUGCUGGGGGUCGGGAGACACUCGUGGGCCUCGUUCCCAGAUGCAGCCAAGGAUCUCUUCACCUGCCUGGACCCGGCCGUUCCCCGGGGACUGUCCAGGUGUUCGGAGAGGACCAUCAGAAGCAGCUUUGGGCAGGAGAGUUCACCGCAUGAUGCCGGCGAUGCGGAGGGCAGCCUUGACGCCAGCCAGCCGGCCGGUGCCAGCCUGGGUCCACAGCCGGACGACAUGGACGCCAGCAUGGAGCUGGAGGCAGAGCUAGACGGAGUGGGGCUGGAGGACGACGCAGGGCUGAUGUUUGACCAGAGCUCGCUGUGUGUGAUCAAUGUCGGGAACGUCUCGCUUCCAGAGCUGGUCCGGUACGUGCACCCGUACUGCCUGCCCGCCGAGCACCACACCAUCCAGCUGGACGUCCAGAUCGUGCAGGAGGACGAGGAGCUGGAAACGGGCCGAGCGGCCCUCCUGUGUGAGGGCCAGGAGGUUGACGCAGUGCCCCUGGUGGCUGGAGGACUGGCCCCAGAGACUCUGCCUGGACUUCAUGGAGUUGGGACUGCGGUGGAGACGGGAUCUGGCACACCCUCGGGCCCGAGCAUCGUGCCUGCGGCCCCCCAGCAGGGAGAUGCCCCGGCGAGGAGGAGGAGGGGGCGGCCGAGGAAGGUGGCCGGUCUAGCGAGAGCCGGGGAGACGCGGGGCCCAGCCACUGCCCCGCUGACCCGGUCAGCACGCCGGGCACAGCUCCUGGUCACUGCGGGGGAGGGUCCUGCACAUGGCCGCCCGCAGACCGAACCACCCCCUCACACAGCACAGGGAGGGCCAAGCAGGGGCCGGACCCUGAGCCGGGGAAGGGGCAGACGGGGGGUGACGAGCAGGAGACCCCCAGGGGCCGGAACCCCUCCCCAGAGCGGGUCUGGAGCGGGUGACCCCAGCCCCUGCAAGGGGGCAGUGGUCGUAGCCGAGCCUCUGCCUGCCCAAGAGGUCCAACCCGCCUCCCCUGCCUUACAGCCCGCUCCCACAUCAGACCCCCUUCCCACAGACCCCUCCCCAGCCCUACAACCCCCUCCCACCUCAGACCCCCUGGCCUCCGCUGAGGCCCCACAGGAGCUGUCCCCAUCCCUGGAGGAGGCAGAGCGUUCAGCAGUCACACCGACCCCCAGCCUGGACCCCCCUCCCGGGGUCGCCACACCAGCAUUGUCUCCGGCCGCUCCCGUUGCCGCACCUGGGCCGAUCGCCCAACCACCCGCAGCACCACCCAGCGGAGAGCACCGGCAACGUCCCAUCAGCUUGCAACAGUACCGGCAGCGGCUGCAGCAGAGGCAGCAAGGGGAGGAUUCCCCCGCCUCCCGGGUCCCCCGGCCCGGCUCGCGUCCCCCCGCCCAUGCCUGGCCCGUUGUGCCGAUCCACUCCAUCGUCCAGGGCGAGCUCAGCGUCCUGCCGCUGGACAAUGUGGUGGCUGGAGACCAGUCAGUCCCACCGGCCUCACGCCAGGGCUCCGGCCCAGCGCUGGCCUGGGGCCAGACCCCCACACUGACUACACCAGCGACACGCCACAUCCGCCCCACCCAUCCCCAUUGCCAGCCCCCUGCUGUCACCUGUCCCCAUCCUGCCCCCACCACAGUUGUACUGCCCACCCACACCUUGCCUCCAUCUCCACCUCACACCCCAGUCCACUCCAGUCGAGUCAUGGCGACUUCUCUGGAACUUUCCCCAGCCCUCACCCACCCCGCUCCCGCACUCCCUUUCACCCACCCCACUCUCCCCCACCCCGCACUCCCCCAUCCCCCUCUCCCCCACCCCGCUCUCUCCCACCCCACUCUACCACCCCCUCUCCUCCACCCCACCCUCCCUCUUCCCCACCCUGCCCCUGCUCUUUGCCACCUUGCUACCUCCACACCGCUCCCCUACUCCACCCCAACUCACCCCCUUCCCAACCCAGUCCCUGCCCUGCCCCUCCCCCGCCCCCGCCCUGCCCCCACCCUCUCCUACCCAACCACUGCUCUGCCCCGUCCCCACCCACCCCAUACCCCUGGGUGCCUUGGUCACCCGCUCGCUGCCCGCAGCCCCCCUGUGGGAACCUCCCCUCGGCCCCUGGGCCCAGCGGUGCCGGCCCCUCCCUCAAGGGUGCUGCCCCCCCCUGCUCUGGGGGGCAGACGGAGCCUCCUGACCCAGGCUGACCCCAUCCCGGCUCCCAGAGGGCCUGCCCCGAGCCUCGGCCCAAAGGCCCAGCCACCCCGGCCCACAGCAUCGCAGCAGCGGUGCAGCAGGGCUGCUGCAAGGGAGUCCGGCCGGAGCAGAGCUGCAGCCGUGCAGAAGAUCGCAGCCAUGAGCGGCGUUGAAGGUAUAGAGGCUGCAGACCUGAUGAGUCUGCUGGAACAGUUUGAAGUGACUGAGGUGAGAAAGGAGCCGUCCGUAUUGAGCACUGGGACGGAGCCGGCGGCCGGGCGAAGAUUCGCUGAUCAGGUGUUUGGGGCAGAACUGGCGAGCACAGCCGGUCUGACCCCUCCGGCCACUCCCCCUCACCAGUACUGGAUAUCGCCAUCGCUGGCCGUCACCGCCGGAGACGCUCACCCCGGGGGAAGCGCUGAGAUCGCCCCGGCCUCUCCUCCACCGCUCGGAUGGCUGCUCCAACCGGCCAAGUGUGUGGGACCACCCACCCCGCCCUCUGACCCCAGGAGCUCACCCACCUUGCCCUCUGACCCCAGAACCAAGCCCAUCCUAACUUCUGACUCUAGAAACAAGCCUAACCUGCCCUCUGACGCCAGGAUCAUGCCCUCCUACCCCAAGCCCUCACCCACUUUGCCCUGUGAUCCCAUUGCUUCACUCACCUUGCCCUCUGACCCCAGGACCUCACCCAUCCCAUCCCCUGACCCCAGGACCUCGUCCAGCAUGCCCUAUGACCCCAGAACUCCGCCCUCUGACCUCAGGUUUCCGCCUUCUGACCCCAGGCUCGUUCCCACACCCGCCCCUUGCUUUGACCACGAGUACUGCUUGCCAUGCAGUGUCCGCAAGACCCUGCCCCCCUCCUCCCUUCCCCCAACAUCCCUGCCUCCCUCUGCCCUGCCCGACUUGGGCUGCCGCUGGAAUGUGAGGCGGCAGCAUGGCAUCACUAUUAAGCCCAUCACCCUGCUGAGCCGCCGAGCCACCGAGGCCUCCGACCGGGCCAUGACUGCGGAGGCACCCUCUCCACGAGGGCCGGCCUCGGGACCGGCGGCCAGAGUGGAUACCACCCCCUGCUCGCGCCUGGACGCUAGCCCCUUUCCACCCGGCAGUGCCCAGCACGGACAGAAAACCUCUCUGGAAUCCCCGCGGCACUCCCCGCAGACCCACGUCUCCCCCUGCUACAGCCGGGAUUGCUCCACGUCCUCCAGCUCGGGCUCCUCGUCACGCUCGCGGUCACGGUCACCAGCACAGAAGAGGAGACGAUACUGCAGGAGACGAUCACGACAUUCCCGGCACAGCUCCAGGUCCGAUUCCCGGUCGAGUUCCCGAUCCCGCUCGUACUCCCGAUCCAGCUCCUGGUCCACAUCUGCAUCCAGGUCGAGGUCCAGGUCUCCACAGAGUUGCAGUGUCCGCAUGAGUUACUUCGAGCAGCUGGAGCCGUUCGAGGAGCCCAGGCACCGGUACCGGACGUCGCGGCACCAGGCGGUGGAGCACAAGAUCAGCCGCAGCCGGGAGCUCGCCAUCGAGGAGCGACGGGUGGUGUACGUGGGGAAGAUCCGUAACGGCAUGAAACGCGAGGAGCUGCGGCGAAGAUUCGAGGUGUUUGGAGAAAUCGAGGAUUGCAACAUUUACUUCAGAACGCAGGGGGACAACUACGGAUUUGUCACGUUCCGCUACACCUGCGACGCCUUUGCGGCCAUAGAGAACGGGCAGACGGUGCGACGGCCCGACGAGAUGCCCUUCGACCUCUGCUUCGGUGGCCGGCGGCAAUUCUGUAAAACCAAUUAUGCCGACUUAGACUCUAAUCACAGUGAAGUCGGUCCCUAUUCUAGCAAAAGCAAGUUCGAAUCUUUAGACUUCGACACUUUACUGAAGCAGGCGAAGCGGAGCGUGCGGAGGUGACAGGAGUUCCCGCGGUGGGAGAGGAGGAGUGGAGGGGUGGGUGGUCUGUGACUGCCCGCCUCUCUGUGUCAUGCUGCUACUGAAGAGAAUGCCAUUGAUGGACUCUGCGUUGCUCUGCUCUGUCGCCCUGAUAGUGACUCGCCUCCGGGAGCGGGACAGUGAGCACGGAGUGAGAGAGAAGAAACCCACUUUUAAAUAAAAUAAAAUAAAAUACCACACG